Phyllotreta striolata is the source of this 837-nucleotide messenger RNA. The record is from the annotation of a GenBank genome assembly. Lineage: Eukaryota; Metazoa; Arthropoda; Insecta; Coleoptera; Chrysomelidae.
CUCAGUUCUCCUCGUUUUCAGUUCGCCGAAAGUCACCAUGUCGGAUGGGGGUGAGUUUCCAGCCGUGGUCGAGCUGAACAUCGGCGGCGUAUCGUACACCACGACUCUAAAGUCUCUGACCAGCCAGCCCGACUCUCUGCUCUAUGCCAUCUUCACCGGUCGAGAGCCCGUGAUGAAAGAUGCGAAAAAUCGCUAUUUCCUGGACCGCGACGGGGUGCUUUUCCGCUACGUGUUGGACUUUUUACGAGACGGGACUGUGGUGCUGCCGGAGUGCUUUAGAGAGCGCGAACGGCUCAAGACGGAGGCUGAAAAAUACAUGCUGCACGGAUUGGUGGAGGCGAUCGCCAGCGAGACGAGGAACAGGCCACCUGGGGUCAUCACCGUCGGGUACCGGGGCAGUUUUCAAUUCGGAAAGGACGGAAUGACCGAAGUGAAAUUCAGGAAGCUUAAUAGGAUUCUGGUGUGCGGUAAAGUCGAUUUGUGUAGAAGCGUCUUCGGGGAAACACUCAACGAAAGUCGGGACCCAGAUCACGGACAAUCAGAACGAUAUACUUCGAGAUUCUUCCUAAAGCACUCGUCUCUGGAGCAAGCUUUCGACAUGCUGUUAGAGCAGGGCUUCAAGCUGGGCGGCAGUUGCGGCUCCGGGACGGCAGGCGGCGCCACGGACAUUAAGCCCGGAGUGGACGUGGAGGAGAACCGCUGGAACCACUACAAUGAAUUCGUCUUCAUUCGAGAAUAGCUUUGCGAUUUUAAAGUCAUAUCAUAUCUCUCAGAAUAUCCUUCAUUCUACAUGUAUUGUUUAAUUAUUCGAUAGGGUUAGGAGAACUUUUGAAAAAC